AAGCAGCGCUGCUCUCCGGCAACAGUUUGCAGUCAAAGAUCAGUGAAGAGCUGUAUUAUUACAAAGGAACUGUGAUAAACUUGGCACUGAGAAGGGUCGCAAACACAGUUUCCAACUAUGAAGUGUCGCUAAUAGAGACUGGAACAUUGUGCAAGUCAUGCCAUUUUUGGAGUUCCUAGCUGGGAGCAUUUCAGGUGCAGUUGGGCUCGCAGUUGGACACCCAUUAGACACUGUGAAGGUGCGUCUGCAAGCACAGUCGGGUUAUAAAGGGAUAUUUCACUGUGUGUCCAAGACAUAUGCACAUGAAGGGCUUCAUGGAUUCUUCAAGGGCAUGGCGUUUCCGGUGCUGACCACCGGCCUCGUCAACUCUGUUGUCUUUGGCGCUUACAGCAACGCGUUGGAUUAUAUCACGCAGUCUCAGCACGGCGGCGGUAAAAAAACUGCCUCUGCAGGACAGGUCUUCACUGCCGGCUGCUUCUCGGGGCUGGUGCAGGUGUUGGUUUGUGCACCGAUCGACCUGGUGAAGGUGCGUCUGCAGGGUCAGACCAGUGCCGACCGGUACCGGGGGCCCGUGCACUGUGUGGCCGUCAUACUGAAGGAGGAGGGACCCCGGGGCCUGUUCAGAGGAAGUGCGGCCCUCGCCCUGAGGGACAUCCCCUGCUACGGACUCUACUUCCUGCCUUACGAGGUCACUCGUAAGGCUUUGACGGAGAGCGGCAAAGAGCCAGGUACGUUUGCAAUACUGAUGGCGGGUGGUGUGGCGGGUGUGGUGACCUGGGCCUUUGCCACCCCCAUGGACGUGGUUAAAGCCCGGCUGCAGAUGUCGGGGGCCGGGGGCCGGCAUUACAGCGGGGUCCUGCACUGCAUGAGAGUGAGCGUGAGGGAGGAAGGAGCGAGGGUCUUCUUCAAAGGGCUCCUGCUCAACAGUCUGAGGGCCUUCCCAGUAAACGCCGUCACCUUCCUCAGCUACGAGAGUCUGAUGAAGCUUUUAUCUCCUCCGGCAAGAUGAAGUCAUUCCCAGCAGUAAAUGUUUGCACAUGUUUGUCGAAAUGAAGAUUGUGCUCUGGAGAUUCUUUUAUAGAAAACGGGUCAUUUUCUUUGCUGAAACAGUGUCAAAGAUUAACAUGCUGACACACCGGUUUUUAAGUCCGUGUAGAAUCGGUAGCUACAGAUACAGAAGCACAUCCCAAUAAGGGUUUGUUGUUUACUAAAAACCAGAUCCAUUUCUACCUCUGCCAUUUCUUACAUUUAAAGACACCUGAUGCAGCAGUCCCACUUCUGACCACUUGAGGAACUAUUAAGCCGCUGAUGAGUGAGGACGCACCAGCAUGUCUUGUAAUACCACCAUGUCCCAUUAGAGGUUCAACUUUAACGUUGAAGCCAAUGCAGAAGAAAGAAAAGCUGCAGUUCCUUGACCGACCACCGGGGGCUGGCUUUAAAAGCCAGACCAUCUCCUUUGACCUCCAUGUUCAAAUGUCCAACUUUCCAGCAGAAAUACACAUUUUUACAGCCUGGUCUCAAAAUAGUUUUUUGUUUCCAUAGCUAGAUUUCACGUCUAAGACAAACGUACAGAAUAGUGAUCUAUCAUCACUUGACAAUGACACCUGUCACAUGGUGUAUAAAGGUGGCAGUGCUUCAGUGGGUUUCCUAGGCCUGUUGGUUCCACCCUUUUGAAAAAUGUCAUGGUACAUUACGAGGAAAAAGAUCCUUACAGAGUAAUCCUCAGAAAA
Cololabis saira (Pacific saury) is the source of this 1730-nucleotide messenger RNA. RefSeq names its product solute carrier family 25 member 45. The transcript has 7 exons. Gene Ontology annotation, biological process: transmembrane transport. NCBI's taxonomy places the organism in Eukaryota, Metazoa, Chordata, Actinopteri, Beloniformes, Belonidae. Gene Ontology annotation, cellular component: mitochondrion. The record is from RefSeq and is a predicted model, not a curated record. Gene Ontology annotation, molecular function: transmembrane transporter activity. Bases 158 to 1009 code for a protein of 283 amino acids.